AACAACUUUGAUGCCAUCAAAUUUGUAAUCUAAUUGCUCUUCCAAAUGAAAGUUUCACGUUUUCACUUAAUUUUUCUCAAGAGGCCCAGAUCUGUUGUUUUUUGGCUUUCCUAUUUUGUUGGUGGCCCUUAAAACAUCAGAAGAGAGUGCGACCACAGAACUUCUCCAUCUAUCGAUGGCUUCCCCCUCCUCCUUGGCCUCUCUCAGGGCCCAAGCGCACUCCUCCUUCCUCCUUAGACUACAAAGGACCGCUCCUCUCCUCAGAAGAAGAUGGUGUUCCCUCUCUCCCCUUCCCGGCCCCGGUGCCCGAUCCCUGCACCUUUUCUUCCCCAGAAUUUCCCGCAAUUUCUCCCAUUUUCGCGCUUCCCUCUCAACAAGCAACGCCGAAAUGUCAAGGCCUCCAGCUCUGCACGACGCUGCCGAGAGUUUGGACUCUCUUUUUGUCGGUACCCAACAAGAGUUGAAUUCAUCAGCAACAUCUUCUAGAGGGCGCAUUUAUCAUGAGGCCUAUGGAUGUCAAAUGAAUAUCAAUGACAUGGAAAUUGUUCUUUCUAUAAUGAGGAAUGCUGGAUACAAAGAUAUAGUAGAAACUCCAGAGAGUGCAGAAAUUAUUUUCAUAAAUACCUGUGCAAUCCGUGACAAUGCUGAGCAACGAGUUUGGCAGAGGCUCAACUACUUUUGGUUUCUGAAGAGACACUGGAAGAGCAAUGUUGCUAUUGGGCGGUCACAAUCUUGGCAUCCCCCAAAAGUGGUUGUCUUGGGUUGCAUGGCUGAAAGGUUGAAAGAAAAGAUACUUGAUGCCGAUAAGAUGGUUGAUGUAGUCUGUGGACCUGAUGCAUAUAGAGACUUGCCACGUCUAUUAGAUGCAGUUGAUUAUGGUCAAAAGGGAAUUAACACACUUCUGUCACUUGAGGAGACAUAUGCCGAUAUUACUCCAGUGAGGAUCUCCUCUAAUUCAGUAACUGCAUUUGUCUCUAUAAUGAGGGGAUGCAACAAUAUGUGCUCAUUUUGUAUUGUACCAUUCACUAGAGGCAGAGAGAGAUCUCGUCCUGUGGCAUCAAUUGUUAGAGAGGUAGGUGAACUUUUGAAGGAAGGCGUGAAAGAGGUUACACUUCUCGGUCAAAAUGUGAAUAGCUACAAUGAUUCAUCAUCUGGAACUGGUGAAGAUAUUAAAUCUGGAACUGACUGGAAAUUUAGUGAAGGAUUUUCCAGCAUGUGUAAAAUUAAGAACAUGGGAAAGAGAUUCUCUGACCUGUUGGACAUCUUGUCUUCUGAAUUCCCAGAGAUGCGAUUUAGAUUUACAUCACCACAUCCUAAAGAUUUCCCUGAUGAAUUGUUAUAUCUAAUGCGUGAUAGAUAUAACAUUUGUAAAAUUAUCCAUUUGCCAGCACAGACAGGAAGCACAGCAGUACUUGAAAGAAUGCGCCGUGGAUAUACUCGAGAAGCAUAUCUGGACCUUGUGCAAAAGAUUCGGAAAAUCAUUCCUGAUGUUGCCCUGAGCAGUGACUUCAUAACUGGAUUCUGUGGAGAAACAGAAGAGGAACAUCUGGAAACUUUGAGCCUUCUGAAGGCUGUAGGAUAUGACAUGGCAUACAUGUUUGCAUAUAGCAUGAGAGAAAAAACUCAUGCACACAGAACUUAUGAAGAUGAUGUGCCAGAGGAUGUCAAACAGAGGAGACUGACAGAGCUUAUUGAUACAUUCCGUGAAACGACAGGUCACUGCUAUGAUUCGCAGAUUGGAACCCUCCAACUUGUGUUAGUAGAAGGACCUAACAAGAGAGCUCCUGAUACGGAGCUUAUAGGUAAGAGUGAUAAAGGCCACAGGGUGACAUUUCAGAAGGUUCCUCUGCCAUGUUUGGACUCCAACCUCUUGGGUGCAAAUCCUGAUGCGGAUUUUCCCACAAAGCGUAAUCCAGUCGUUGGUGAUUUUGUUGAAGUCCGUAUUUUGAGAUCAACCCGUGCCUCACUGUUUGGUGAGGCCGUAGCAAUAACCAGUUUGAGCAAAUUCCACAGUAAAGAAUGCACGACUGAUUCAACAAUGUAUUCAUAUGUUGCAUUGUGAUAUGGUAAAAAUGGUUUCUUUUUUUUUUUUACUGAAGUCUGAAGAGCUUUACAUGAUUACCCAAAUUAAUUCUGCUUAUAGUUAAAGGGAGUAUCAAGCUCAUCCCUUCUAGAGCAACCCUCAGCAUCCCGUCAUCUACUCGCAGUGGAAACUCUGCAUAGCAUGGAAAUGUUACAGGGUUUUGUAACAGUCUGCUGUUGUCUCUUGUCUUUAAUCUCUCGUGGUUUAAGUUGAAGUACCCAUUGAACCAUUUUCAAGUGCAUUAAUCCAUUCCUGUGGAAUUUAGCACGGUUGCUGAU
Nymphaea colorata (pocket water lily) is the source of this 2361-nucleotide messenger RNA. RefSeq names its product CDK5RAP1-like protein. The transcript has 3 exons. Gene Ontology annotation, biological process: negative regulation of cyclin-dependent protein serine/threonine kinase activity; tRNA modification. Gene Ontology annotation, molecular function: tRNA-2-methylthio-N(6)-dimethylallyladenosine(37) synthase activity; 4 iron, 4 sulfur cluster binding. NCBI's taxonomy places the organism in Eukaryota, Viridiplantae, Streptophyta, Magnoliopsida, Nymphaeales, Nymphaeaceae. The record is from RefSeq and is a predicted model, not a curated record. The coding region runs from base 176 to 2062 and encodes 628 amino acids. Gene Ontology annotation, cellular component: mitochondrion; cytosol.